Messenger RNA from Meloidogyne enterolobii, 920 nucleotides. Lineage: Eukaryota; Metazoa; Nematoda; Chromadorea; Rhabditida; Meloidogynidae. The record is from the annotation of a GenBank genome assembly.
UUUUUACAGGCUGACAAGGAGAUAAAAGACAAAAUUUUAAAAUUGAGAAACAAGCAUAAUAGUUUAAUAAGUGAAGAAUUUAUCAAUAAAAUGACAAAGGAGGAGGCAAAGCAAUUUCUCCAACAACAGUUGACGCAAGAUGGAUUUAUUGUUUCUGUUUUGAGUCGUCCGGAGCAACAAUUUCCUAAUCUGAAUGUGACUGGUGAACAAAGUGAAGAACAUAAAACUAAUGUUAAGUUGGAUAUUCGUAGAAGAAUAAACGAACGAAUGGUCCGUCUAAAAAAACGUUCGAGGUUGCAAAAUGUUCUAAUCUCAAAAGGAUUUGGUGUAGGGACUGAAGCUUCGAAAAAGAAGAAAGGGGGAAUUAAGAAGAAGAAUGUGCAAACGGAAGAAGAUUCGGAAGAUGCGGCCGGUCCAUCGACUUCCGGUACUUGAUUGACUUUUUUAAGUCCUUAAAUAAAAAGAAAAUUUUCUUAAUUUAUUUUGCAAUUUAUAAAUAAAUAUUUUGAUCUACUUUAAUUUUUUUUUUGAAUUUUGUUGGUCUUAGUUCCUUAUGCAUUCUUUACUAUUUUUCAAUAACCUUUAAAAUCUGUAUUAUGCUGAAACCGAUGCGAAAAUAAAAAUGUUUUUUUGAUUAGACUACAGAAUAAUUAAUUGGAAUCCUAUUUUAUUUUUUAUUACCCAUUUCCCUUUUACAGAGAUCGAAAGAGAAAAUAUUUUUUCGAAUGUUUUAUUUAUUUUCAUUCAAGACUUCUUUAAUCUUUAAGAUAAUCUCGAAAUAUCAUCGUAAUCCACCAUAUUCCCAUAUAUCCUCUCUAUCACCCAACUCAUACAAUAUCAUUUAUAAUCCCUUCAAAUUUGCCUCUCUAAUAUCCCGAAUCCAAAAAUGCAAAAUAACUCUCCCCUUUGCAAAUUUCGUU